AUGUUUGAUGCUAAUCAUGACGGAACGAUUGAUUUCAAUGAAUACCUCCUUGCUGUUGCUGCUACAUCUCAAGGUGAUUUAGAUGAUCGACUCGAAGUUGCAUUCGAUAUAUGCGAUACUUCAGAUGACGGGCAAAUCAAUCAAAAAGAAUUGGCUACAAUGAUUUCGGCUGCUUAUGAUCUACUGGGCGAAACCGAUCGAAAAGGAGAUAAUGAUCCUAAGAAGCGUGCAACAGAAAUCAUUACCAAACUCGAUAUUGGUGGAGAUAAAAAAUUGAACAAGUAUGAGUUCAUAGCUGGGUAA
Messenger RNA from Rotaria sp. Silwood2, 303 nucleotides. The record is from the annotation of a GenBank genome assembly. Lineage: Eukaryota; Metazoa; Rotifera; Eurotatoria; Philodinida; Philodinidae.